CCUUUCCUUUGUGUUUUCCUUCAUGAUCUUAUAUUCUCCCCACCCAUCUGGGCCCAAAAUCUCUUAUGCUUUGGAGAGGCACUUCUCAUUCCAUUUCUUUCUCUUUCUUCUUUCAUUUUUUUUUUUCUUCUUCCAAAAAGAAAACCUACCAUUGGAUAAUAAUGCGUUGAGACGGAUUGGCUAAAACGGCAUGGAAAGGAAUGGUUUGUACACGAUGGGAGUGACCUGACUGCGUUCUUUUCAAUCUGAUUGGUCUCAUCCACUACUGAACACUAUACGAGAUACCUAACAAGUAAUAAGAAUUCAAACAAUUGCA
This is a messenger RNA of Aspergillus welwitschiae, 316 nucleotides long. RefSeq lists its product as uncharacterized. Lineage: Eukaryota; Fungi; Ascomycota; Eurotiomycetes; Eurotiales; Aspergillaceae. The transcript has a single exon. The record is from RefSeq and is a predicted model, not a curated record. Bases 23 to 184 code for a protein of 53 amino acids.